AUGGCUACAGAUUCACUCAAGCCUAUACCAGUACCAGUUCAAGACGAAGAUCUACAGAACUCAACCACAGCUCUUCUCUCCUUCAACACAGAUUCUUCCUCGACUCCUCCGCUAAGACCCACCACCACCACCGUCCUUUUCAUCUCUCUCAUCCUCACCACCUGCCUAUCCCUUUCCACCGCCGUCGCCUUCGCCUUUCUCUUUUUCAAUUCCUUACCACCUCAUUCUCAUUCUCACCCCAACCAAACCUCCCAACCCGUUGUUGAAUUUUCUCGUCCACUCACAAAACUCAACCACCCAGUUGUUAUCUUGAUAUCAUCUGAUGGGUUUCGAUUUGGGUAUCAGUUCAAGACCCAUACGCCAAACAUUGAUCGAUUGAUUGAUAAUGGAACCGAAGCCGAAAAGGGUUUGAUUUCAGUUUUUCCAACUCUAACAUUCCCAAACCAUUACUCAAUCGCCACUGGCUUAUACCCAGCUUACCAUGGAAUUAUCAACAACUAUUUUGUUGAUCCGCAAACUGGUGAGCCUUUCACUAUGGCGAGUCAUGAGCCCAAGUGGUGGUUGGGAGAGCCAUUGUGGGAGACGGUGGUCAAUCAUGGUUUGAAGGCUGCAACAUAUUUUUGGCCUGGUUCUGAGGUAAUUAAAGGUUCGUGGACUUGUCCUGUGGGUUUUUGUAGGAAUUAUAAUGGUUCUGUGCCUUUUGAAGAGAGAGUAGAUACAGUUUUGAAGUAUUUUGAUUUGCCAAGUAGUGAAAUUCCUGUGUUUAUGACAUUGUAUUUUGAGGACCCAGAUCAUCAGGGUCACCAGGUUGGACCUGAUGAUCCUCAGAUUACUGAAGCUGUUGGUAGAAUUGAUAGGAUGAUUGGGAGGUUGAUUCAAGGUCUAGAAGAAAGAGGGGUUUUUGAGGAUGUUAAUAUAAUUAUGGUAGGUGAUCAUGGUAUGGUUGGUACAUGUGAUAAAAAGUUAAUCUUUCUUGAGGAUUUGGCGUCUUGGAUUGAAAUCCCAAAGGAUUGGGUUCAAUCUUAUAGUCCACUGCUUGCUAUCCGCCCACCACCUGGUUACUCUCCAUCAGAUGUUGUGGCAAAGAUGAAUGAAGGAUUGACAUCCGGGAAAGUCGAAAAUGGGAAUAACUUGAAAGUUUAUCUGAAAGAGGAGCUGCCUAGUCGGCUGCACUAUGCUGCAAGUGAUCGAAUUUCACCAAUAAUUGGAUUACUUGAAGAGGGGUUUAAGGUGGAACAAAAGGGAUCGAAGAGGAAAGAAUGUGGAGGAGCACACGGGUAUGACAAUGCAUAUUUUUCAAUGAGGACCAUAUUUGUUGGCCAUGGUCCUCAAUUUGGUAAGGGGCGAAAGGUCCCUUCGUUUGAGAACAUUCAGAUAUACAACUUGGUUACAGCAAUCCUCAACAUUCAGGGAGCUCCCAAUAAUGGGUCAGCGUUGUUUCCAAAUACUAUUCUUUUGCCUAGCCAUUAA
Molecule: messenger RNA, 1470 nt
Organism: Ilex paraguariensis (yerba mate)
Lineage: Eukaryota; Viridiplantae; Streptophyta; Magnoliopsida; Aquifoliales; Aquifoliaceae
Source: the annotation of a GenBank genome assembly